Molecule: messenger RNA, 1845 nt
Organism: Aspergillus homomorphus CBS 101889
Lineage: Eukaryota; Fungi; Ascomycota; Eurotiomycetes; Eurotiales; Aspergillaceae
Product: nicotinate phosphoribosyltransferase
Exons: 5
Coding region: 102-1577 (491 amino acids)
Biological process (GO): NAD+ biosynthetic process
Molecular function (GO): nicotinate phosphoribosyltransferase activity
Source: RefSeq, a predicted model, not a curated record
CUCUUGCGCAGCUUGCAAUCUUCGUGGUGAGAGAGCUGCUACCUUAGAACUCGUCUCUCAUUCUCGUGCCUCGUACCGGACCCUGAAACCACAAUCUCAUCAUGGGUCAAGACGCAUCCCCUCCGCAGCCGGAGGGCAUUUCCUCGCUACUUGACACGGACUUGUAUAAGUUGACAAUGCAAUGCGCCAUUCUCAAGUACUUCCCCGAUACUCAUGUCACCUACGGCUUCACGAACCGCACCGCCGAUAUGCAGUUGACGCGGGGUGCUCACAAAUGGCUUCUGGCGCAGAUGGACAAACUCGCGAAUAUCCAGGUCACAAGCGACGAGAUUGCGUUUCUGAAAGAGAAAUGCCCUUACUUCAACGAUGCCUAUUUGCACUUUCUGACCACAUUCAAAUUGAAACCCUCGGAGCAGAUCGAGAUCAGCUUCACCCCCACGGACAGUGACACUGGCAGCGAUGAGGACAAAGGUGAUGUCGACUAUGUCAUCAAGGGUCUCUGGGUGGAUACCAUCCUGUACGAAAUUCCGCUGCUGGCCCUGACGAGCCAAGCGUACUUCAUGUUCUGCGAUAAGGACUGGGACUACAGCUGCCAGGAGGAGAAAGCAUUCCGCAAGGGCUGCGCAUUGUUGGAACACGGGUGCAUCUUCUCCGAAUUUGGGUCCCGACGACGACGCGACUAUCACACCCAAGACCUAGUGAUGAAGGGACUCUCUCGCGCCGCGGAGGUAGGGAAACAGAAGGGCUGGAAGGGCGCGUUCACGGGCACAAGCAACGUACAUUUCGCGAUGAAGUACAAUGUGGUCCCUGUCGGCACUGUCGCCCAUGAGUGGUACAUGACCAUUGCCGCUAUCACGGACGAUUACGAGAACGCCAACGAGAUGGCGCUCCGGUACUGGCUUGGUUGCUUCGGGGAAGGAGUCCUGGGUAUCGCCUUGACCGACACGUUCGGCACCCCGGCUUUCCUCGAUGCAUUCCGCAAGCCGAUCCCCGCCUACACCAGCGCCGGCGUGGGCGCCGUCAGCACCGCGCCCUCCGGCUCCAGCACGACGGUCCAAUCCACCAUCCAAAGCGAGGCGGAGACGACAGUCCCCAUUUCUGCGCCCUUGCACAACUCGCGGGGCGAGCACCCCACCAAGACAUACGCUCAGGUCUACACAGGCGUGCGCCAGGACUCUGGAGAUCCCACAUACUUCGUCAAGAUGGUCCGGGAAUUCUACGACCGUGAAGGCAUCAAGGAACCCAAGACGGUCGUCUUCUCCGACUCCCUGGACAUCGAGCAUUGCCUCGAGUACAAGGUCAUCGCCGAGGAAGCCGGCUUCCAGCCCGUUUUUGGUGUCGGUACCUUCUUCACAAAUGACUUCGUCCACAAAUCCGACGGCGAUAAAUCCAAGCCCCUGAACAUCGUCAUCAAAAUCUCCACCGCCGACGGCCGGCCUGCCGUCAAACUCAGCGACAACAUGGGCAAGAACACGGGCGACAAAGCAACAGUGCAGAGCGUCAAGAAGAAGCUGGGCUACAUCGAACAUGAGUGGGAGAAGGGCGACGAGAAGAACCGCUGGACGCAGAAGGAAUAAGAGGAUGUCUCGCUCCACCCCUCCCUUCCGCCCCUCAUCAUGGCCCUUUUACUCGACGGCAGUGAUUGCAUGCUCUUCCCCGCCCCCGGCCUGCCUACCUACCUACAUUUAUCGAUUUCUGGCCCCUAGCUUAGCCAGCGAGCGCGUCUCAAAGCUACCUACCUACCCUCAUCCUCCCAUCCCCGCGUGUCUUAUUUUCGGCCGUGCUUGGUUUGGUUCAUGACUGUAUGAAGUAGAAAGGUUUAGAAAGAGGAAGAGAGAAAUACAG